AUGAAUGUUCUAAAAAUAAAGCGUAUUUACCAGCCUGUAGAAGAAUCAGAUGGGUAUCGUGUGCUCGUAGACCGUCUUUGGCCUCGUAGAGUCAAAAAGGAAGCUGCAAAACUUGAUGAAUGGAAUAAAGAUGUAACACCAUCAACUGAGAUUCGCAAAAUGUUCAAUCAUGAGGAAGAAAAGUUUGAUGAGUUCAAAAAGUUGUAUCUAGAUGAACUUAAUAAAAAUUCAAAAGCUGGUGAAUUUGCUUUCAAAAUUAGAGAUAUUUUGAAAAAUUCCAACGUGACCUUUUUGUAUGCUGCGCGUAAUGAAAAUUGUAAUCAUGCAAUGAUUCUUGAAGAAUGGGUUGAAGAACAUAUCAAAUAA
Trichomonas vaginalis G3 is the source of this 366-nucleotide messenger RNA. Its product is annotated as protein of unknown function, DUF488 family. The transcript has a single exon. The record is from RefSeq and is a predicted model, not a curated record. The coding region runs from base 1 to 366 and encodes 121 amino acids. NCBI's taxonomy places the organism in Eukaryota, Parabasalia, Trichomonadida, Trichomonadidae.